AUGCGCGGACUUCCCUAUCUCGGUCAAAUGCGACACCCCUACCUUUCAGCCUUUGAUACGACCCGCCAUCACGCCUGUAUAAAAUCUGUCUACAUCUCCGCCGCCAUUCCCACACACGUAUAUAUACGUCUAUAUAUCUCUGCCCACGAGGAUCUCAUAUCGUCGAUUCUAGGAUUGUCUUCACGUACACCCACACACCAUCUGAUGUCCAUUUCGCAAGACCCUCCUCGAGUCCAAGUACUCGCGAACGUCGACUCCGAACCGCAGUUCGCGCCCUCCAAGACCACCGCAAGCGACAUUCUCAGCUCCGAAGCGCUCCAGUUUGUCGCGCUCCUGCACCGCACUUUCAACGGCCGCCGUUGCCAGUGCCUUACGGACCGCGGGGUCGUGCAGAGUGAGCUUGACGCGGCCGGAGCCGCCGCCGCUAAAGCCGGUAACUCCGUCGGACCCUCCGCGGAAGCGCUGUUCCGGUUGCCACCGGAAACUCAACACGUGCGUGAUGACGUCAGCUGGCAGGGUGCGGUCCCCGCGCCCGGCCUAGCCGAGCGGCACUCGGAGAUAACGGGCCCGCCCUUGCGUAACAUGCUGGUCAACGCGCUCAACGCGCCCGUGUCCACGUAUAUGGUGGAUUUCGAAGACUCUGCGGCUCCUACCUGGGCCAAUUGCGUGUAUGGCCAGGUCAACCUGUUCGACGCCAUCCGCGAUCAAGUCGACUUCCGUACCGCUCGCAAACAUUACCAAUUGAGCGCACCUUUCAAAUCACUUCCCACGGUGCUUGUCAGACCACGUGGAUGGCACAUGGUCGAGAAGCACGUGACCGUCGACGGAGAACCUAUCUCGGCGUCGUUGUUUGAUUUCGGGCUCUAUUUCUUCCACAACGCCCGCACGCUCGUGGAGCUGGGCAAGGGCCCGUACUUCUAUCUGCCCAAGCUCGAGCACUACCGCGAGGCGCGGCUGUGGAACGACGUUUUCAACGUUGCCCAGGACGUGCUGGGCAUCUCACGCGGCACGGUGCGCGCCACGGUGCUGAUCGAAACGCUCCCCGCGGCGUUCCAAAUGGAGGAGAUCUUGUUCGAGCUUCGCACACACUCCGCAGGCCUGAACUGCGGUCGCUGGGACUAUAUCUUCAGCACCAUCAAACGGCUCCGCAACGUGCCGGGUCACGUGCUCCCAGAUCGCCAGCAUGUCACCAUGUCUGCGCCGUUCAUGGACGCGUACGUGCAACGGCUGAUCGAGGUGUGUCACCGGCGCGGUGUGCACGCCAUGGGAGGCAUGGCCGCGUACAUCCCCAUCAAAAACGACGAGCGUGCCAACGCGGCCGCGCUCGCACAGGUGAGAGCUGACAAAGAGCGCGAGCUGCGUAAGGGCCACGACGGUUCGUGGGUCGCACAUCCAGCACUGGCACCUAUUUGUAACGAAGUAUUCCAUCGCAUGGGCACGCCCAACCAGAUCCACUUCCGUCCCGAGUGCGCUGUGCAGGCCAGCGACUUGCUCAACACGCGCAUUUCGAACGGCGGCGUCACCAUCAAUGGAAUUCGCCAAAACCUCUCGAUCGGUCUGCAGUACAUGGAGGCAUGGCUGCGUGGGUCGGGAUGCGUGCCCAUCAACAAUCUAAUGGAGGAUGCGGCCACUGCCGAAGUUUCGCGGUGCCAGUUGUACCAGUGGGUGAGACACCGUGUGACAUUGAGCGACACGGGCGAAGUGGUGACACCGGACCUCACGCAACGUAUUUUGGAAGAACAGGUCGCCGAACUAUCUGCCAAAAGCCCGCUCGGUGGCGACAACAAGUUUGCACUCGCAGCCAAGUAUUUCUUGCCCGAAAUUCGCGGCGAGAAAUUCAGCGAAUUCUUGACCACUCUGUUAUACGACGAAAUUCUGACAUUGAAGAGUCCACGUUUGUGA
This is a messenger RNA of Lachancea meyersii CBS 8951, 1902 nucleotides long. Lineage: Eukaryota; Fungi; Ascomycota; Saccharomycetes; Saccharomycetales; Saccharomycetaceae. The record is from the annotation of a GenBank genome assembly.